UCAGGAUGAUCAGUAUAAUGUUAUAGGUUAGAAUUUUGCAUGGAAUUGUAGCAACAAUGUGUCAGUGAUAAGGUCUAAAAUAGCUUUUCCCAUCAAUGUAUGUUCGUAAUCUAUGUGGUGUACUGUAAAUGGACUAUACAAAGAAGUUGCCCACAGUUUAGUCAAUGUCAAAUGGUUCACCCAGUGACUGUGUUCAAAUAAAUAGUAUUGGAUUAACAAAAAUGCUUGUCAACUUCGCCCAAAUAAGUAGAAGCUGCGCUCGAACUCUUCUGCUAGUAUUGAACGGAUGUUGCAUUCUUUUGGCUCUAUGCACCCUGAUUUUCGCGGUAGUGGACACGAAGAUCGUGAAGCAGUAUGGAGAGGAACGUGCGAGUGGAACCUUCGUCGGAGACGUCAUCAUCAGCGUGGCCUGCUUAUUAUUGAUAUCCGUGUCGGCCUUGGGAUCGAUCGGCGCUGUCAGAGGGAACAUCAAAAUCCUUUACAUCUACAUCGGAUUGCUGAUGAUUCUUGUGAUGGUGGAAAUGCUGAUCGCUAUUUACGUGUCCGUCGAGAGGUACAAUCUCGAGUUCAGGGUAUCAGAUUGGCUCAGAGAAGACUUCUUUCGUAACAGCACAGAUGAAGAUGUCAUCCACCUUAAGCUCUGGGAUGAUUUGCAAAUGACAUAUGAAUGCUGUGGUCUAAAUGGGCCAGAAGAUUACGCUGCUAUACAAUACCAUAUCAGACUUUCAUGCUGUCCACGAGCUUAUCGUGCCAGGACGUCUUACGCACAGCAGCAAUUGUAUCGAACAUGUAUCGAAACAGCUACUUAUUACACGGAGGGCUGUGAGGACGAAAUCCGAAACAUCUUACGAUCAGACGCUGACUGGCUCGUCGGCGUCGCGGUUACGUGUUUCUGGUUUGAGGCCGCGGGAAUGCUUCUGGCCAUGUGGGUCGCCAACAACGCCAGGGACGCCGUGCAAGUCUUCAAGGGCGCUCCUAGAUUUUAGUUUAGUUUGCCUUGUUUCAUUUUAUUUUUAAAUAGGAACAAUAAAUUAUACAGUCAUCAAUACAAUGAAA
Danaus plexippus (monarch butterfly) is the source of this 1056-nucleotide messenger RNA. RefSeq names its product 23 kDa integral membrane protein-like. The coding region runs from base 165 to 986 and encodes 273 amino acids. The transcript is spliced from 6 exons. Gene Ontology annotation, cellular component: membrane. Lineage: Eukaryota; Metazoa; Arthropoda; Insecta; Lepidoptera; Nymphalidae. The record is from RefSeq and is a predicted model, not a curated record.